UGGUCUCCUAUGUUUUCAGAUAACGCCAUAGCAUGUGGUUUGUUCUUCACUGAUUGAGUGAACCCUGUUAUUCAGCUCAGUUUCUCUGCUGCCUCUCUGCAGUUGUUUGAAACAUAUUAGAUUCUGAACCGACGCUCCUGUCUCUUGUUUUCAAGCUGGCGAAGGAAACCACGGCCCAGAAUUUAAAAUGUCACAGGCCACCAAACGCAAACAUGUCGUAAAAGAAGUCCUCGGAGACUUCAUCACUCCCACAGAGAACCAGCAGAUUGUGAAGGUGAUCGGUAGCCGUGGCAACAACCUCCAUGAAACAAUCACGGCUCAGGGCGAGACCUUCCUGGUGAGCAUGCCCACCAAGUUCCGCAAGAACAUCUGGAUCAAGAGAGGAGAUUAUGUGGUUGUGGAUCCUAUUGAAGAAGGAGAGAAGGUGAAGGCAGAGAUCAGCUUCAUUCUCUACAAAGAUCACAUUCAGGACCUGCAAAAACGGCAACUCUGGCCCCAGGGUUUUAUGGCGGAGCGGCCAUCACUGGACAAGGCCAGCAGGAAGCAGGAGGACGAGGAGAAAGAGGAGGAAGAAGAAGGGGAUUCUGAAGAUGACAGUGACCUCUUUGUGAACACCAACCGCUGCAACUACCAGUACAGUGAGAGCGAAGAGGAUGACAGUGAGGAAGAGGAGGAGGAGGAGGAGGAGGAAAGGACAGGAAAUGGAUCAUAGCUGCAGCGGAACAACAAAAGUAAACCUGUGAACUGAAAAGAUCCACUGACUGUUCAGCUGUCAUUAUUGACCGGUUAAAAUUUUGCAUUUGGGCAACAGCUCCCUCUGCUGGCCAGCUGGAGCUCCUUCACUGACUCUCAGAUUUUCUGCUUCUGCCCAAAAUCAUCUAAAAUGUUCAAGUGGAAUUAAAAUAUAACCAGAAUUAGCAUCACAUACGCUGCUCUUCGUCUUCCUAACAUCAGCAACACCGACGCACAGCGAAAAAGUUAUGUGAUUGAUACAGCUGCUGCUGCUUCGCCCGUCACCAAGGCGCCAAACGGGCUUUAUAAGGUUUCACAUCUUGAUCUGUUAACCGGAAAUAAUCAAAGGCACAAUUCAGCCCAUCAGGGCAUUUUAAAAAUGGAGCGUAUGAGGAAAACAGGAACGGUUGUGAUCUCCUCUUCCACUUGAUCUAUCAGAGCCCAUAUAAAUGUCAAAGUGAUUCUGUUUGAUUCAUUUCUUCUAAUACGUACAGGUUAAAUGUCACAGUGUGAUCAAACUGUCUUGUAUAAAUAAAAGCACCUCCUGUGCUCGGGCAUUACAGAGAGAGGCGACAAACCUGGGCUCUGUUUUAGAAAGUGGGAUUUAUUUAUUCUGAGUGGGAAAAUGUGAUAUCUGUGAGGUACCUCAACUCUGAGCUACGUCAGCCCAGAGGUCAGGAUAAGCAUGAGAAUAAUGUGAGCCCUGAUCAAUGGAUCACAGAACAGCCAAUCCAUCAUGGCCACCGGGGCUUAAAGUAUUAAUGACGGCAUAUGGAGAUGAUCAAACACAAAAGGUUGUGAAGUGUGACCAAAUUUUGUUUCACAUAAUUAAAAAUGAAAUAACAUUUUAUGAUAAAGCAACAUGAAAGUGCAUUGAAACCUUAACAGCCGUCAAUCAACUACUUGGGAAUCCAAAUAACAAAGGGCCUCUCCAAGCUGUAUGACACUAAUUAUAGAUCUUAAAAAAUGCAUACAAAGAAAGAUGGAAGGUUCUUUUGAUGGACUUACAAUCUAUGAAUGUGUUGCCUAGAAUCCUCUACUUAUUUUAGUCUUUACCAGUGUCAAAACC
Molecule: messenger RNA, 1801 nt
Organism: Cyprinodon variegatus (sheepshead minnow)
Lineage: Eukaryota; Metazoa; Chordata; Actinopteri; Cyprinodontiformes; Cyprinodontidae
Gene: eif1ad
Product: eukaryotic translation initiation factor 1A domain containing
Exons: 5
Coding region: 188-712 (174 amino acids)
Biological process (GO): translational initiation
Cellular component (GO): nucleus
Molecular function (GO): translation initiation factor activity; RNA binding
Source: RefSeq, a predicted model, not a curated record